AUGGAUUCCAGCUCUCAUAAGAUCUAUCAUGUACACGGAUUUGAUUCCAGACAACAUCUAGAGUUUUACCUGUCCGAUAAACCUGAUAUGGUCUUUGGAGAGGAUUGUUUGGCAUUUCCCAUUGAAAGCCUUAAGAAAGCCUUCAAAGAGGGUCAUAUUAAAGGAGAUGUCCUGAUUGAUUUUAGCCUUGGUUCCCUGGUUCAUCAUCUCAUUGCACCCAGUGAGUUUUUCAAUCACAUCAUAGUCCUGAAGGUCAAAGACCGAUGCAUCAUGGAGCUGAAGAGAUGGCUGAACACACGUACUGGAGCAUUCGAUUGGGGACAUGCUGCAAAACUUCAUGGAGAGAUGCAAGAAAACAGUGAUCGUUCAGUGGACAAAGAAGAGAAAGUCAGAUCGAUCGUUCAGCAUGUUGUGAAAUGUUACCCUGAGAUGAAAAAUAUGACGGAUCCGAUAGUCUUACCACCAGCAGAUUGUAUCAUCAGUUUUUGGCUCCUAGAUUCCAUCUGUAAAGACCAAAAUGACUACAGGAGAUAUCUCAGGAAGUUCUCAGGGUUGUUGAAACCUGGAGGACACCUCAUAUUAAUUGGGGGAUUAGAUAUAACAUAUUACACAGUUGGGAAAGACAAGUUCCAUGCUUUCCCAUAUGAUGAGGAUUUUGUCAGGAAAGCUCUAGUUGGAGAAGGAUUUGUUAUAGAUAACUGCAAGGUUCAGAAGAGAACAAAUGUAAGUGACCUUGUUGACUAUAAGGCCAUCAUUUUCAUUGCAGCCCACAAGGAGAAAUAG
Messenger RNA from Hyla sarda, 783 nucleotides. RefSeq names its product indolethylamine N-methyltransferase-like. Bases 1 to 783 code for a protein of 260 amino acids. The record is from RefSeq and is a predicted model, not a curated record. NCBI's taxonomy places the organism in Eukaryota, Metazoa, Chordata, Amphibia, Anura, Hylidae. The transcript is spliced from 3 exons. Gene Ontology annotation, molecular function: N-methyltransferase activity. Gene Ontology annotation, cellular component: cytosol.